GGGUGUUUGGUUUUCUUUAUUACUGGGAUUUAUAAAGGCAUCAAAACGAAUUACCUACCAUUUACCGCAGCGAGGAGGUCAACGGUAGUAACGCCAGCUGCCGGGAAAACAACCGCCACUGCUGCUGCUGCCUCAGGAUCUACCUCUUCAUCGUCGGCAUCGUCGACAGAUCUGUUGGGUUCGGGUUUUGUAGCUACAUUUGCUAGCCCUUUCUUUGGCGGGGGUGGCGGUGGCAGCGUUAAUAAUAAUAACGGCACUACAAACAAUAACAGCAACAGCAAUAAUAAUAAUCAGAACAAUUCCGUAACCUAUGCAAGUGUAAGCGCUCAAAACAGUAGCAUACCGUUACAAUCGCAACAACAACAACAACAACAACAACAACAACAGCCCUUAAUUGCCUUAACAGCCGCAAACACCUCAGCUAACGCCACAAUCAUGUCUACAUUGGGAUCGUCACCCAGCAGUUAUGAUGGUACUUUUGGAACUGGUCCGCAUGCCACAAUCGUUAAGGAAGGUUGGCUGCAGAAGCGGGGUGAACACAUAAAAACCUGGCGUUCACGCUACUUUAUAUUACGUGGCGAUGGCACCCUGAUAGGCUAUCGUAAUAAACCUACCGGCAGCGGACCAGUGGAUAAAUUGAACGAUUUCACGGUACGUGGAUGUCAAAUAAUGACUGUAGAUCGUCCGAAACCAUAUACGUUUAUUAUACGUGGACUGCAAUGGACAACAGUAAUUGAGCGUACAUUUUGCGUGGACACCGAUGAAGAACGGCAGCAAUGGACAGAUGCAAUAAGAACCGUGGCAAGUCGUUUAAGUGAAUUAGGAGAAACAGCCAUGUGUCCUUCUAAUUCGACGGAUAUGACCGAUGUCGAUAUGGCUUCCAUAGCUGAAGUGGAACUAUCUGAGAAAUUUUCUGUGCAGGGCACUUCAACACGUAACAGCGGCGGCGUAAAGAAAGUGACUUUGGAAAAUUUUGAAUUUUUAAAAGUUUUGGGCAAAGGAACGUUCGGCAAAGUGAUUUUGUGUCGUGAAAAAGCCACAGCCAAAUUGUAUGCUAUAAAAAUUCUCAAAAAAGAAGUCAUCAUACAAAAGGAUGAAGUGGCUCACACUCUAACAGAAAGUCGAGUUCUACAAACCACAAAUCAUCCGUUUUUAAUAUCUCUGAAAUAUUCUUUUCAGACAAACGAUCGUUUAUGCUUCGUUAUGCAGUAUGUGAACGGCGGUGAAUUAUUCUUUCAUUUAAGUCAUGAACGCUUGUUCUCAGAGUCCCGAACACGUUUCUACGGAGCCGAAAUCAUUUCAGCUUUAGGUUAUUUGCAUUCGCAGGGAAUCAUAUAUCGUGAUUUGAAACUCGAAAAUUUACUCCUCGACAAAGAUGGGCACAUUAAAAUCGCUGAUUUCGGUCUGUGCAAAGAAGACAUCACCUAUGGACGCACUACGAAAACUUUCUGCGGUACACCGGAAUAUUUAGCACCCGAAGUAUUGGAAGAUAACGAUUACGGUCACGCUGUGGAUUGGUGGGGUACGGGGGUGGUGAUGUAUGAAAUGAUAUGCGGACGUCUUCCAUUUUAUAAUCGCGAUCAUGACGUUUUAUUUACGCUGAUAUUGAUGGAAGAGGUAAAAUUUCCACGAACAAUAUCGGAGGAGGCUAGAAGUCUGCUGAGCGGACUUUUGCAUAAAGAUCCUACAAGGCGACUGGGGGGUGGUCCAGAUGAUGUCAGAGAAAUACAAACGCAUCCAUUCUUCGCAAGUAUUAAUUGGACCGAUCUAGUUCAAAAAAGGAUAACGCCACCCUUCAAGCCGCAAGUUACUUCAGAUACCGACACUCGCUACUUUGACAAGGAAUUCACGGGCGAAAGCGUAGAACUGACACCACCAGAUCCAACAGGACCUUUGAAGUCUAUAGCUGAAGAGCCUUUAUUCCCACAGUUCAGCUUUCAAGACAUGGCGUCAACGUUAGGUACUUCAUCGCACAUUAGCAAUUCGGCGAGCCUAGCUUCAAUGCAAUAGAAGAGCUCAACUUACAUAACAUCAGAGUGACCACAUAGUAAUCACCAUAAUCAUUAACAAGCACAUUUUAUACUUUGUGUUAAUAAAGCAUUAAAAUGGAGGAGGAAAAGAAAAAACAAAAAUCAAGCAAAUAGAGCAGUAAACAUAUGCCGUGUUCUCGUCUGCCAAUUUUCAAGCCAUUAUUAUAUAUUAAAUCAUUUAUAAAACUCCAGUAGACACAAAACACACGUAUAUAUAUAUAUAUACAUAUAUA
Messenger RNA from Glossina fuscipes, 2263 nucleotides. RefSeq names its product RAC serine/threonine-protein kinase (gene Akt). Bases 436 to 2010 code for a protein of 524 amino acids. The record is from RefSeq and is a predicted model, not a curated record. Gene Ontology annotation, biological process: protein phosphorylation. Lineage: Eukaryota; Metazoa; Arthropoda; Insecta; Diptera; Glossinidae. The transcript has 7 exons. Gene Ontology annotation, molecular function: ATP binding; protein serine/threonine kinase activity.